Molecule: messenger RNA, 4592 nt
Organism: Pelodiscus sinensis (Chinese soft-shelled turtle)
Lineage: Eukaryota; Metazoa; Chordata; Testudines; Trionychidae
Source: RefSeq, a predicted model, not a curated record
GUUUAGAUCCUAGAGAAAGAAGCGCCCCCCCGCGUCGCAAUGGCUCCCACGCUGGCUACUGCACAUCGGCGUCGCUGGUGGAUGGCCUGCACCGCUGUUGUAGAGAAUCUUCUCUUCUCUGCUGUGCUGCUGGGCUGGGGAUCGCUGCUCAUCAUGCUGAAAUCGGAGGGGUUUUACUCCUACCUGUGUCAUGAGCCAGAGAACACUACCGCCAGCCCUGUGCCGGGCAACGGGACGGAGCCCAACCCUGUGAUCCGGCUCAACGGCUGGCUCAUCUGCCUGGAGCAGGAUGAGAUGCUGAACCUGGCUUUUACCGUUGGAUCCUUUCUGCUGAGUGCGAUCAGUCUGCCUCUUGGGAUUGUCAUGGACAAGUAUGGCCCCCGCAAACUGCGGCUGCUUGGCAGUGCCUGCUUUGCUGUGUCCUGUCUGAUGAUCGCCUAUGGAGCCAGUAACCCGAACUCACUGUCAGUGCUGAUCUUCAUCGCCCUGGCUCUGAAUGGCUUUGGCGGCAUAUGCAUGACCUUCACCUCCCUCACGCUGCCCAACAUGUUCGGUGACCUUCGGUCCACGUUCAUUGCGCUGAUGAUUGGCUCCUACGCAUCCUCGGCGGUCACUUUUCCUGGAAUCAAGGUUAUCUAUGACUUCGGUGUCUCCUUCAUCCUCAUUUUGAUUGUCUGGGCAUCCUGUGCAGGGCUAGUUUUCUUCAACUGUUUCUUCAACUGGCCCCUGGAGCCAUUCCCCGGACCAGAAGACAUGGACUACACAGUGAAGAUCAAGUUCAACUGGCUAGGAUUUGACCACAAAAUUACAGGGAAACAGUUUUACAAGCAGGUGACCACAGUGGGACGUCGUCUGAGUGUGGGGAGCUCCAUGAAGAACCCUAAGGAGCUGGCAGCUCAAGAUGGCAACAAACUCUGUCUGUCAACGGUGGACCUGGAAGUGAAGUGUCAAGCAGACAGUGCAGCAUCCCCAUCGUUUAUGCACAGUGUCUUCAGCCCAAUUUUGCUACUCAGCCUCAUCACCAUGUGCGUCACUCAGCUGCGGCUCAUCUUCUACAUGGGAGCCAUGAACAACAUCCUGGGAUUCCUUGUGGAAGGAGACCUGGAGACGGUGCUGGAUACAGUGAGUCUUUACACCUCCAUUUUUGGGGUGUUGCAGCUGCUCUGCCUGAUGACUGCCCCUCUGAUUGGCUACAUCAUGGACUGGAAGCUGAAGGAAUGUGACGAUGGUCCAGAAGAGGCAGAUGAGAGUGACGUUAAUCCAGAUGGUAAGAAGAAGAAAAAACGUGAUCGCCAGAUUCAGAAGAUUUCAAAUGCCACAAGAGCGUUUGUGUUCACCAACCUGCUACUAGUUGGAUUUGGAAUUACCUGUCUUGUUCCUAACCUGCCUUUGCAGAUCCUUUCAUUCAUUUUGCACACAAUUGUGAGAGGAUUCAUCCAUUCGGCAGUGGGAGGCCUCUAUGCAGCUGUAUACCCCUCAACACAGUUUGGCAGCUUGACAGGACUGCAAUCUUUGGUCAGUGCCCUCUUUGCUCUUCUGCAGCAGCCCUUGUUCCUGGCAAUGAUGGGACCAUUGAAAGGAGACCCUCUGUGGGUCAACGUUGGGCUUCUGGGAGUGAGUUUGCUGGGCUUCUGCCUACCAGCCUAUCUGAUCUGCUAUCAGCAUAGACUAGAAAGAAAGCAGCAGCAGAAAAGUGAGGAUGCCAAACUCUUCCUCAAAAUCAAUGGCACUCCCAACGAGGAAGCCUUUGUUUAAGCCAGUGCUUCGCACACCACCUCCUCGCCACUUCAACGGGUCUACCUCUGGCCCAAGUCAUGGUUCUUCUCUCCAUGCUCUGCCAGCUUCACACAGCAUGGCCUGCUGGCUGAAAGUGAAGGCGGAGUGUGUUUCUCAGACACAUGCCAGGAGGAGUCUUCCCUCCUCUUCUUUCCUUUUCUCAAAGCUACACAGAUUACAAAUGGAACAAGCGGAAGCUAGUUCUGCAUUGGCUCCUGAAUAACAUUUUCCUCACCACUACCAAGCUUGGCUACAGGACCGUAGUCCUUGCGUGAUACCCGUGUUGUGCGCAUUGGAAAGGGGACUUUGGGGUGUGUCUUGCUGAAGUUGAUUUUCAGUCCAUUGCUAAACUAUAAUCUCUGAUGCUGAACUGAGCCUUGUUCUGCAUAUAAUGUAAAGAGAUGAUUAGUGAGCAAUGGAUUCAGCCAUGCGUGCCAAAACGAAGGAUCCAGCUGACUGCUUGGCCCAUCCUCACACUCCAGUAACCUGGAAGUCCUCUACCCCAGCCUGCAAGCCGCCUUUACAUUGCAAGCUGCCUGUUGUCUUGAACCAUUCAGCUGGAAAUUGGACCUUGUGUGAAGUGCUUUUAAGAUGUGUUGCCUUUCUUCUUCUCCUCUCCGUACGGUGACCCUUGGAGAAGAACAGCAGCUGGUUGUCUGGAGAUAAUCUGAAUAGAGCUGAAAGGCUUUUUCAAAGUGGGGCCUUACCGCGCAAAGCACCUGUUUCUAGGUGCAGGUUUUAUUGACUUGUCUUAUUGCUGAAAAGAGCCAACAGUGCAGAUCUGUCCUUGCAUGGAGUAACUGGAUCCUGUGACCACAUGAAAGAUGGACAUGGUGAGACAAUUUCACCUUGUCUCAGCAGGACCUCAUAGCAAUAGCCUCUUAACAUCCUGUGCUGAGAUAACAGCCCCUUUGAGAGAACCCAUCACCCUGAACUACUAAACACCAACUUCACUGUAACUGACCAAAAAGCUGCUGGUUAGCAUGUGAUGAGCCUCCUGUAAUGUCUGGGCUCUUUCUGGACAGGAGAGAUGGAGAUGACUGUGUGGUUGGGUAGAACUUCAUAAAACAAUAAGUGGACUUGAGUGGAGAUCUCUUAGGGUGCCCCCCUCAGACAUCAAGGGAAUACAAAGGGAAUUCUUAGCCUGCUUCUCUCUUCAAGCCAUGCCUUUCCUAGGCCUUGUCCCCGCGGGACUUGGUUUUUCCAUAACCUUCCUGCUGUUGCUAUCUGGGACAGCUAUGCAGUGGGAGCCCUGGUGCAGAGAGACAGACCAUGUUUCAUCUCCACACACAACUGGUUAAUGCCAGCGGACAGUAUGCAUGAAGACUCCUACUGGUUGAGCUGAAUUAGUGAUAGUAAUAGUGGGGAAGUUACGGAAAACCCUGGAUCUGGUGUGUUAUGGCAAAUGCAGUAGUGGUGCUUUCUCCAUCUUACUGUCUCUCCAAUGUCUGGUAUAGGGGACAGCUUCUUGAACUUCACCUUUAACCCAUGCAGGAAAAGCACAAGACUCUGCUGUCACUGUCCAGUAACUCCACAUGAAGAUUAAGAAGCAAUGGUGCAUUUGAAUGCUGUGGAGUGAGUGGGAGGGAGGGAGGGAGGGUUGUGAGAAUGGAAGUCCACACCUUUGCUGUACAGGAUUGAAAUAUGCAGGUGAGCAGACUGCCUGGCCCCUUUCCAUUGCAAGAGCAAGCUCUGCAGGCAUUUUAAAUGCCACCAUCACUGUUAGAAUUUGUAAGACUCAUCAUGCUAGUUACCUUGCCAGUGCAUAAUGAUUAAACAGCACCCUCUGGUGUUACUGUAUUGGAAAACCUCAUAAACUGUUUACAAAACAAUGACAAAACAUUUAUUUCAGGGGUGGCUUUUUGUUUAAAUAGACUUCUGCUAUUUAAGAGUAUUUUACAGAUUUGUUUUAUAUGUUACCUUCAUCAGUUCUGUCACAUUUCAAAAUCAACCAUGUCUUAUGUGUCAUACUGCAUCAAUGCAAAAGUUCUUUAUUCUACUUUUAUAAGUUUUGAGGAGCUCUGGAGAUGUUUUACUGCCCUACUCAGCUUCUUUUCCUUUGUAUCAAGCAAUAAGUAGGGAACACGGCUCAACUUGGCAAUUGAAGCCUUAAAUGGUAGUGACAAAUCUGAAGUACAUAUGUGCUUGGAAGACAGCAGCUAUAGUUUAAUUUCCUUGUAACUAAGUAUUUAUGGAUAGAUUUCUGCAUUCUGUACUGCCAGGUGUUGCUACACCUAAAUGGUCUGAUGUUGCACAACUCUCCCUCCAAGACUGUUUACUCAACAAGGAAAGAGAUCAGAUAUUGCAUCAGAUUUUUAGUAAAAUCUUGGGUCUGAAUUGUGGCAUGAGCUGCAGCCAGCACACCCUAUCAGCUUUGGAGAAUAAUGUGGUAAAAGUCAGAGACCUAAUUUUCAAAAGUGAGUAAUGAUUUUAUAUGCCCCAUAUGAGUGUUUUUAAAGGGCCAUAAUUUUCAGAAAGUGUUGAACACCUGCCCUCUCUGAAGCAGGCCCCUUGAAACUAUUAUUGAGCAGCCAAACUUAGUUGAGGCUGUUAAAAAUUUCAGUCAGAAUCCUAGUUCCACAGCUUACAAAUACAGACACAGUCUGAGAAUUAUAACCUGCCACUUGCAUUAAUUUAAAGCUUAACUGCAUGGAAAUAAUAUAACAGGCCUCAAAAUGAUUAGAGGAGAGCAUCACAUUACACGCUUAAUCAUAGUAGCGGGUUGCAACUGCUCUGGAGAAUAAGGUCAUAAUUCAAAAUGAUUUGGACAAAUUGGAGAAAUGGUCUGAGGUAAACAGGAUGAAGUUUAAUAAAGA